AUGUCUACUCCCGGCAAUUGGACUAUAUUCAGAUACGUUCGAGAUACGUACGGAGACUCUGCCCUGGCCGCUGCUCGUCGAUACCUUAACCUAGCGACCAAAGUGAUCAGAUUCCAGUGCCAUCUUCGCUUCAAUCAAGUGUGUCUGAACCAGCAUGUGGUCCCUCCUGCUCUCCGUUGCAAACCUCUGGUGGACACAGCAUACGGACGACGCCUGGCCAAAUCUUACGAAAGGAAUUGCCUGAGGGCCCGCACUCAAGAAAACAAAGAAAUCAUCUUCAAGACGAGGAAACAACUUCACGCCGCUGAAAGGAACAUUCAACGGUUUUUGGAUAUAAACGACUUCAGCAGGAUCAUCAUCGCACGUAAGGAAGCGGAGCUACUUGAACACAAACGGCGAUCAGCAGAACACCAGCACAAGCUUAGUGUGCUUUGCCCGAAAUAUUCCGGGCUGGACGACAGUACAACUGUGAUCAACCUCUCUUCCAAACGACUGGACGACGACCACACCUCCGUGCUAACUAAAGGUAUGAACUACGCCAUCAUUCCCCGAAGCAUACCUGUUAGCGAGAUUGUGUCGGAAGUAGAAGACAGACUGCGGCAAGUCAAAGAUAGAACAGCAGCCAUAGCGGCGAGGAACAAAGUAAUCGGAAUACUACAGAACGCAAACCUUCCGCCUAAAAACAUCACAAAAGCUGAACAGAAUGCUCUAAAAGACCUUCGCAACGACGAUACAAUUGUUAUUUUGCCCGCCGAUAAAGGCAAAGCGACUGUGAUACUGAAUCGUGACGAUUACGACAGCAAGAUGGAGUCCAUCCUUCAAGGCCGCUCCCAUUUCAGCGAACUAUCGGGUGACCCAACAGCUGCAUCUGAGAGAAAGAUUGUUGCCGCGCUCAGGAAACUCAGAACUAAGAAACUAAUUACGGACAGUCUGUACUGGAAACUUUUCACCUCCGACAGAGCGACACCGAAGAUAUAUGGCCUACCGAAAGUUCACAAGAACAAUUGUCCUCUGCGCCCCAUUGUGUCCUUCAUAGGUGCACCGUCCUAUAACGUGUCUAAAUUCCUGGCUGAACUGUUGGCACCUUUAAUGUACAAGAACGACCGGUCGGUGAAGAACUCUGCGGAAUUUUGUGAGCUCAUCCGUGACAUCCGCAUAGACGAUGGCGACGUCAUGAUGUCUUUUGAUGUCAUCUCCCUGUUUACAAACGUGCCCAUUGACGUAGCUCUGUCCGUAGUUCGAACGAAGCUGAGAGCUGACGUUGACUUAGAAGACCGCACUGAUCUUUCAGUUUAA
This is a messenger RNA of Ornithodoros turicata, 1296 nucleotides long. RefSeq lists its product as uncharacterized. The transcript has a single exon. The record is from RefSeq and is a predicted model, not a curated record. Lineage: Eukaryota; Metazoa; Arthropoda; Arachnida; Ixodida; Argasidae. The coding region runs from base 1 to 1296 and encodes 431 amino acids.